Molecule: messenger RNA, 324 nt
Organism: Staurois parvus
Lineage: Eukaryota; Metazoa; Chordata; Amphibia; Anura; Ranidae
Source: the annotation of a GenBank genome assembly
AUGGGUCCCUGUACGGCCUCCCAUUGCUGCUGUUUCCAUCGCCACACUCUGCCAUGUGCCACUUUCAGGUCUCCUCACACUCCUGCUGGUUUCCAUUUUGUCAUAGGUUGCUGUAUGGCCUCCCAUUGCUGCUGCCUCCACCGCCACACUGUGGCUCCAAACACUGGUUUUGGCCCCGUGACUGGCCAAAUGAGUGAAAUGUGCGGUGAUUCUAAGAUCGACGGCACUCAUCUGCAUGUCAUACUGACUGACAGUAUUAUUUCUCUUCCCCAGCAGACUCCAAGGGCAUUUAAAUUAAAGGUACAGUGUUCUGCACUAAUAUUA